AAGAGACAGAAUCAACAUCAACUACAGAUGGAGAGACAGACCAGAACAGAGAUCAGAGGAAGAGAAGAGACAAAAGACAUGUCCAAAGUGUGGACAGCUCUUACAUGUCAGAAAGUCAGUGUGACUCUGAUGUUAGAAAAAAUCUUAAAAAGACUAAUCUUGGUAAGAAAUACAAACAAUCUCCAAUCAAGUCUGGUAAAAACUCAAGAAUAAUUACUAACCCGUCUGAAUACAUGGAAACUGGGUCUGAUGAAAGAUGUUAUAUCUGUAAAGAAUGUGGUAAAAGCUUUUGUAACAUAUCUCUGUUCAGAAUUCACACAAGAAUCCAUGCAGAACAUAAGAGAUUUUCUUGUGAGGAAUGUAAUAAAAGCUUUAGACGCAGAUCUAGUCUCAAAACACACAUGAGAACUCAUACAGGAGAAAAGCCUUUUUCGUGUAAAGAAUGUAAAAAAAGUUUUAGUUGUUCAUCUGCUCUAAAAAAACACAUGAGAACUCACACAGGAGAAAAACCUUUUUCUUGUAAAGAAUGUAAAAAAUGUUUUAGUCAAAUAUUUCAUCUCAAAACACACAUGAGAACUCACACAGGAGAAAAACCUUUUUCUUGUAAAGAAUGUAAAAAAUGUUUUAGUCAAAUAUCUCAUCUCAAAUCACACAUGAGAACUCACACAGGAGAAAAGCCUUUUUCUUGUAUAGAAUGUAAUAAAAGCUUUAGUCGCAGUUCUAGUCUCAAAACACACAUGAGAAUUCAUACAGGAGAAAAACCUUUUUCUUGUAAAGAAUGUAAGAAAAGUUUUAGUGAUGUAUCUGCUCUAAAAAAACACAUGAGAACUCACACAGGAGAAAAACCUUUUUCUUGUAAAGAAUGUAAAAAAUGUUUUAGUCAAAUAUCUAAUCUCAAAACACACAUGAGAACUCACAGGAGAAAAGCUUUUUUCUUGUAAAGAAUGUGAUAAAAGUUUUAGUCGUGUAUGUCAUCUCAACAAACACAUGAGAACUUGUAAGACCUUUUCUUGACAAUGUAAGGAUUCAGUGUAAACUCUAAAUUCUAAACUUUUCUAAUAAGAGGUCGACCUCUCAACCUCUGUAUCAGAAUCAGCAGAAGACUUUAUUUUACAGGAGGGGAAAGUUCUGUAUCUCAAAAAAAAUUAAAUAUUUUAAAAUAAGUUUUUAAUGCUUAAACUUCUGGGGUGAAACCUCAAUGUUCUAAUGAACUCCAUAGCAACCUGAGCUUUCAUUUCAUGUACACAGAGCCACAGGCUGAUGGCCUCCACACCAUAUUGAUGCAGUAACUUCAUUAGAGGGAGGCACAAGUGAGAAUUGAUCUGUAGAAAUGAAAUUGUCUACAUUUAAAAAAAAAAAACUUUGGUUGUUUUGAUGUAUGAUUCGCUACAGGAGGUCCUUUGUCCCAACAGCAGUUAGACUAUAGAAUGAUACAGUUUAGGACUGCUGAAAGUGCUGCUGGAUUUACUUAUUUAGUUAUGACGUGUACUUUUACUUCCACUUUUUAUUGCUGUUUUAAUUUUUACUGACUAUUUGUUUUUCUGACUGCUAUAUUUCUUGUUUGGCUGCUGUAACAACUGAAUUUCCCUCCGGGGAUCAAUAAAGUCUUGUCUUGUCUUAUCCUGAC
Molecule: messenger RNA, 1627 nt
Organism: Oryzias latipes (Japanese medaka)
Lineage: Eukaryota; Metazoa; Chordata; Actinopteri; Beloniformes; Adrianichthyidae
Source: RefSeq, a predicted model, not a curated record